UUUAAUUCCUAUUAGUUAAUGAUUGGUACUGUAGUGCAGACCUAAGCUUUGUUGGUGGAAAGACGCGUCUUUGAAGCUUUGUUUCGUUUCGUGUGUUAAGUUCUACAAACGGGAAGGAGUUGAAAUAAUGAAGAAACAGCUGGGACUGCUAACGUUUUAUUCUUACUUUCUUAACGCUUUGAGUUUGGAAAUAGUAAAUCAAUGGAAUUUUUUGAACUUCGAUUUUCCUGGAGGAGUUAAGCCCCACGAUUUUAAACCAGAAAAUACCAUAUUUACCGGUUUGGAGAUAACAGACGAUAGAAUAUUUCUUGCUAUUCCCAGCCUAAGAGCAGGUGUUCCAGCUUCCCUAGUUACUCUUCCCAAAAAUACUCCUCCAGGAUCAAGUCCGGCACUCCAGGCGUACCCUGACUGGUCGUAUCAUCGAGCUGGUAACGCUAACUUGACUUGCGAUGGCCUAAUUUCUGUUUACAGGAUCAGAACUGAUUCCUGUAAUAGAUUAUGGGUUCUCGAUGCAGGAGUGAUGACCUCCAUUGAUUCCUUCACAACAGUUUGUCCACCAAAACUGGUAGCGUUUGAUCUGAAAACAAAUCAACCAGUCAGGGUAUCCGUACUUCCAAAGGAGGUUAUCAGACCUUUUACUGCCUUGACAAAUUUAGUUAUUGAUGAGAGCGUUCAAGGAAAAUGUGAUUCAGCUUUCUUUUAUAUCACUGACACCACGACACCAGGCCUGAUUGUGUACGAUGGCAAAAAGGAUCAAGCCUGGCGAUUCUCGCAUCCCACGAUGUACCCUAAUCCAGAUUCGGCUGUUUACGAUAUCGCCGGAGACAGAUUCUCUUUCAUGGACGGCAUUAUAGGCCUAGCCCAUUCCCCUCAAUUAGCUACGUUGUUUUUCCAACCAUUGGCGACCGAGAGAAUAUUCAGCGUUCCCACUGCUGCGUUGACUAAAGGACCUCCAGCAGAACUUGAAGAGUUGCCAGUUUCAUUAGCAGGCCGAAAGUCUUCUCAAGGGUUAGGCUUAGCGAUGAAUCAUGAAGAUAAUACACUUUUCUUUGGGCCAUUCACGGAAACCUCAAUUGCUUCGUGGAACGUUGUCACAAAUGAUCAAAACGUCCUGGCUUACGACCCAAUAAAUCUCCAAUUUACGGCAGAACUGAGGUGGAAGCAAGAUGGUAGUUUAUGGAUAUUAAGUUCAAGAUUCCACAGGUUCUUUAAGAGAACCGUAACACCAAACGAAAUCAACCUGAGGAUAAUGCGGAUUAAGCUUGCCAGACCAGCUCUACCCCAGACCUACACCAAUUUCUAUUUCUAAAUUAUAGAGUAUAUAGUGAAGUGCCGCAAAAGCUAAAGUCCCCCUUAAUUUUUCAUCAUUUCAUUUAAAGCCAAUUCCCUGCCAGUUUUUUACUUUGUUGGAAUAAGGAAUCUAAUUUAGUUUCUCCUUAGAUCUAAAAUACAGUUCAUAAUAGACUGCACUGUGUCUACCAGAGGAACAUAAAAUAUAAUCUGAUGAGAAAAUGAAAAGCACAUAAUCUUAAUUUUAAAUUAUAACUAAAUAUGUCAUGUAACUGAAAAGUAAAUGUUAUUUUAGAUCAUUUUUAGGACAAGUUAAGGUUUUGUGAUCUUUAAUACUAUUUACUUAUUUACUUUUUAAUUUUAUACAAAAAAAGUACUGUCAAAAUUGGCCAAAAUAACAUUGCUGUCGAAAUAACAUUCGUCUUUGUUAAAAAAAUAUCCAUAGUUCAUAGGAAAAAUCUUAUUUUUUUUUGUUUUAUUUACCUCGAAGAUUUAGAGUAAGUUAUUUUAGAACAUUCUGUAUAUGAGGUGCUGACAAUCACUUUUGCAGAUAUCUGUUUCGUCUAAUAAUUGUAAAGAUAACUCUCCUUGUCUUACGUAUUAUUUUAUACAUUUGUAACCUAGAUAUGGUGAGUACUGUAUUUGUUUACAAACUUAGAGAAGAUAUUUGAAUAUAUUAAAUAAAUUGACCUGUGAAAACUUCCUUGGCAGAAAUAGUUUUUGCAAAUCAUAACUCUUAAUUAAUACCUUCUAACUUGAUACAUAUCGAUGUGUGACAUAUGAUGAAAACUUUUUGGAACCACUGACAUCGAUAGCUCUGUAUUUGUUUAGUAUCAUUUGCCAUUUUAGAAUUUAUAUUCGCAUUUACUAAUACACAGGCGCAUUGUCAUUUCACAAAAAAGUAAGAAUUAAAAAAAAAAUAAAUUAUUCCAGUAAAACAUUUGUUCACUAAUAAUUUUCACCAUAAAAACUUAAAUUUGAACUAGCAAUUUUUGUGUUUAAUACAAAAAAUGAAAAUGAGACAAACAAGCGGGCGACAUCCUAUUUAAGGCAACAGCUGUUCACGCACUUUUACGUAGUAUGUAAGUUAGAGUCGAUCCAGAGGUUCUCAAUAAGUUUUCCAAUUUUAAUGAUGUUGAAUAUUAAAAAAUGGUUAUUAUCAAUGUAUUGUACCUACUAUUAAAAAAAUCAUUUACGAAUUUGUGAACACGCUAUAUAUUAAUCGUUAACUUGUUAAUUUAUUAAUGUAUAAAUUUGAAUUCUUCGCGAACUUUUCAGGUCCAUGCCUCAUUUGUUUCAUAUUAAUUUAAAAUGGAUUUUGUUUUCUUUUGAGUACAUUUUUAUCGCAGUUUGAUUUUUCUCCUAAAUAAUUUUUUUUAUAGUUCCAGUUCUGUUGUAA
Molecule: messenger RNA, 2689 nt
Organism: Anoplophora glabripennis (Asian longhorned beetle)
Lineage: Eukaryota; Metazoa; Arthropoda; Insecta; Coleoptera; Cerambycidae
Product: protein yellow-like
Exons: 7
Coding region: 128-1309 (393 amino acids)
Cellular component (GO): extracellular region
Source: RefSeq, a predicted model, not a curated record